CCCCAACAGACGCGGACGACUCCCUCCCAACUCGGAGCCCUCUUGCCGACCCUCAACCUCGCCAAAAGCCCGCGGCCCAUGUCCCUGCCCCGCAGGGGAAGAGGGCCCCGCCUGGCCGGCUCCCGAGUGACGGGUACCACCGGUCCGCGGGCUACAGCCCUCUCCCCGCAGCGGGCCGGCCGCGGGGCCCAGGCGCUGAGCCAUGCGCAACGCCUCACCCGGCGGCGCCAUUCCUCCCAGCAGGUCCCGCCGGAGCCCCAGUCUCAGGCUGACUUCCGCUCGGGCAAGUGGCUCUUCGAGCGAGCCGGAGGGGACGCCAGGGACUCGCGACAAGCCCUGCGUGCCGGGAUAGGCUCCAAACACAGGGUCUGUGGUCGGGAAGAUGUAGUGAUCCCUUGUGUUUCUGACGAUUCAGGAAGUGUGGAUUUGCAGCUGAGCAGUAUAGAGGAUAUUAAAAACCGCCCAAGUAGCGUUGAAAAUACAGAUUCAGACAUCUCCGACUUCCCUGGACUCCCUCCAGAGCCCCUCUCAGACAGCUUCAGUUCCAUGGCCUGUCCAGGACCUCUCCGUGAGAUCGUCAUUGACACGUUGAUCGACUCCAUUAAGGAGGGAUUGAAUGGUGACUUAAAGGAUGAACAUGAAAAGCUGGCAUUCCUAAGAUCUUUGUCUUCUCUCUGCCAAAAUUUACCCUAUGAUGAAACCACAGAGUCCUUCAUUCACAGCCACCUGGUGGACAUUGUGCAUGUCCUCAGUGUCCUGGUACAAGAGGAGUCCCUGCACACUCUGUUCAGCCCCGUGCGCCAAGAGAUCUUCGUCAUCAUUGCUGGUCUCAGCUACCUAGAUGUGCACCUGCUGUUUGGAUCUGAAGAUCGUGCUGACUUGUUCAGUCUGGUCACCCGAAGUCUCAUCACUCUGCCAUCCCUGAGCAGCCUGAGCCAGCUGCAGGAGGGCAUGCCAAGCCGACCCUACACCCCCGAGUAUCUCUACAGGCAGACGUUCCAGGCAUUCUUGGAGAUGCUCCAGAGUUUGGUGGUAAAAGACCCACAUUUGGAAAACCUUGAUGCCAUUGUUAAGCAGAUGGACCCGUGGUUACAGUCUGUUGUUGACCAUGAGAGGGAACGGGCCACAAUCAGCAUGUCUCAAGUUCUGAAGUGCUUAUCCAGACACCUCAACCUCAAGGUUCCACUGCAAUUCCAAAGACUUGGCCACCUGGUGGCCCUGAUGGCGCUGCUGUGUGGGGACUCGCUGAGGGAGGUGGCAGAGGAGGCGGCAGAGGGCACCCACUACCUGCUGCGUAUCACCCUGAGACUGAAGUAUAUCACUCAUGACAAGAAAAAUCACCAAAGCUUGAGAAAUGCGUUGAAAAAAUGUCGAGAGCUUCUGGAGCUCUGUGGUAUUAAGCAGUUCUACAGCUGUCCGGUCAAAAUUGUCCAGAUCUUCGAAGUUUUUCUCAAUGCAAAUGAGCUCUGCCAGUUUGCGAUGACUACGCUGGACAGCCUGGGAAAUCAGAGUCAUCCUUGCACCCAGAGUUCGGCGAUAGAAUUGCUGAUAACCUUGGUGAAAGAUGUUGAGUCCCAAACUGAAAAGGUGCCAGAAGUCAUGGGAGUUAUCUGUGCCCGGCUGUCCAUCAUCAACCAGCCUAGAUUGCGCCAGCAGAUCAUCCAUACCGUGAGUCUGUUCAUCUCCAGGUCCAAGUACACGGACACGAUGCUCAGCUACCUGCUGUGCCUCCCAGUACCAUACGACAGGCAUCUGGCUGAGCUGUGGAGGAGCCUGGAGGUAGAGCUACCCAGCACCACCUGGCUACUGUGGAGGCUCCUGAAGAAGCUGCAGAAACACCACAACAUGGCCCCACAGGAGAAGACAGCCUACGUGGCUGUUGCUGCAACAAAUGCCCUUUAUGAGCUGUUUGUUGGGAACAGGCUCCGGGCAGCUAUGUUCCGACUCUGUCCCCAGCUGCUCAUGACCUUGCUCAUCCAGAUUCACCAUAGCAUCGGCCUCACCAUGUCUGACAUCACCGUCUCCAAUGACCUGUACACAGAACAGGAAAUGCCUUCUGAAGUCACCCCUCUGUGCCUCGCCAUGCAGGCCACAAAGAUGCUGCUCCUCAGAACCCUAUGCUGGCAGGAAUUCUAUGCCAUGGAGAAGAGCCGAGGCUGGAGUCUUCUGGGUGGAAACGAUUGCCAUCUUCAGGGAGUGUUCCUCCUUGCCAACACAUUGCUGGAAAGAAAUCAAGACCUUGCACACAAAGUCAUGUACCUGUUAGUCCCUCUACUCAACCGAGGGAACGAGAAGCACCAGCUCACUUCGGCAGGUGUUUUUGUGGAGCUGCUCCAGAGUCCAGUGGUCAAGAGGCUGCCCAACAUCUACUCUGUGGUCCGCCUGAGAGACUGGCUGCUCUGUGGAAAUAAUCUCUUCAGAAUCCUUGCCCUGAGGGGGCUGCAUCACCUCGUCAAACACCAGAAGAUGAAGGAAGACGUCAGCAGCCUGCUGCCGCCCAUCAUGGACUGCUUGUGUGAGAGCGAUGGAAGGAUUGUUCUGCUGGCCAUGCAGCUUCUGCUGCACUUUGUCGGGACGGUGGAUCCCAGCACCUUGGCUUCCCUGAUGAAGACUGUGUUCUCCCUGUUUGGUGACGUGCGCCCUGAUGUGCAUCGUGUCUCCAUGACCCUCUUUGGAGCCUCUGUAAAGGCCGUGAAACAUGCAGACAAGAAGGGCGUCGAGAACCAAAUCCUGGGCAGCCUGAUCCCACUGCUUCUGUAUUCUCAGGAUGACAUUGAUGCCAUAGCUGAGGAGAGCAAGCGAGUCCUCAGUAUCUGUGCCACAUUCCUCAAGUGGAAGCUGCCCCGAGCAGUAUCCUGCAAAGACCCCUGGUACAUCAGACCUGUUCAAGUGGGGACCAUCUGCAAGUUUUUUGGAAAAAAAUGCAAGGGGAAAAUUAACAUCCUUGCCCAAACUUUGACGUACACCAAGAAUGCCAAACUUCCCAUCAGAAGAACAGCAGUUUUGUUUGUAGGGCUCUUUUCAAAAUACAUGGACAGCAGUGAGUUCAAGAUGCAGGGCACUGAAUGGAUAGAGGAUGAUCUGAGAAGUCUGCUGCAUGACCCCGAACCCUCUCUGCGCGUGAUCGCCUCCCGGGCUCUGUUUCGAGUCCAGAGGGUGAGGAUGCAGCCUGAGGCCGAGCAGACCAUUUGUUGGCUGAGGAAGCACCUUUGCUGUAUUCCUGCCUAGGAGUGCGAGGCAGGCCACAACUGGUAAGGGUUGAAUCUCUUGGAAAGCACAGAAGCAACUACUCUCCCCACCUCUUUUUUUUUUUUUUCCAUAUUUAAGUAAUGCCAUUAUGAAGUAAAGGACCAAUCAUUCAAUCCCCUCUAACAAGCUUUUAUUUUAUUUUGUUUUAUCUUAUUUUUUGGCUGUCAAAACCCUCAAGGAGUUGGAAUAUACAAGGGAGGGCAGUUUUGGCUUAAAUCUGUAGAAACUGAAUAAUCUGAGCACAGCAGAGUAUCCAUAAAAUUCUGGUCUUGAUGAACAUGUCUGGGAUUGCUUUAAAAGAGGCUCCAAGUACAUGUUAAUCUUAUGACACUUAGCACUAUUAGCCCUUCAGACCUGCAGAUUUGUAGAAAAAAAUUUCCUAAUAAAUUUUCAGAUAAAGAGAUUAGGUUGUGGUGGCUGAAUAUACUGGUUGGUGCACAUGUAAGAGCAGGAAGUUGCCCAGAGUUACACACU
Molecule: messenger RNA, 3723 nt
Organism: Ochotona curzoniae (black-lipped pika)
Lineage: Eukaryota; Metazoa; Chordata; Mammalia; Lagomorpha; Ochotonidae
Gene: MROH8
Product: maestro heat like repeat family member 8
Exons: 23
Coding region: 79-3228 (1049 amino acids)
Cellular component (GO): cytoplasm
Source: RefSeq, a predicted model, not a curated record